AUGGAUACGACUAUAACAAAUAAUGGUGAACAACAGCUUAUUCAAAUGUCUGCAUUAUUAUCUGAAAAAUAUUUAAAAGAAAAUCGUAUUGUUACUAUGUGUGACACAAUAAAUUCAAAUAAUAAUGAAAUUCAAAAACUAACACUAUCCAAAAUAAAACAACGACCAUCUUUUUUAUGCUUAAUUUCAAGGCCUAUGCAAAUUCUUACAUCAUUGCAUACACCACAUUUUUCUGAUCGUAGUCUUCGUAUAACAUUUCUGUUAUUUACUACAUUAAUUGGUAUAAUUAGUUUUACAACUGCACUUAUUGUAGGUUCAAGUACAGUACAAUUUAAACAACAAUGUCCAUUGUAUGCUUCAUUUCAAUUUAAAACAAUAAGUACAACUACAAGUAAUUGGACAAUUAGAAUAAUACCGUCAUCUGAAAGAUUUAGUUCACAAUCAACAUGUGAUUUUUGCACAUUCUAUAAUGUUGUUACAUUUAUCUAUUGUAUUAUGACAGGAUUUUUUUUCGUAUUAUUUAAUAGUGAUGAUAGAAUUGUUACAACAAAUGAUCGAUAUUUGAUCAUUCCAUGGUUUCCCAUGUCAGUUAUACUCGGAUUCUUGGCCUUAAUUAAUGCAUCUAUAUUAACAAAUGGUUUUUUAAAAUUUUGUUCAACGAUCAUAUCACAUGAUAAUAAUAUUACUUCAUGCACUCAAUUAAAUCAAUUAUUUUUCGAACAAUAUCCAAAUGUCUCAUUAUUCUUUGUCUACAUGCUCGUAGCUAUAAUUAUAUCAUGGUUUCAACUAGCAUUUUUUAUUGGUAUUAUUACUAUUCUUACUAUUCGUCUCAGUUCAUUAUUGGAGUGGAGUAGUGAUAAUAAACAAAUCAAUGAAAAUCCCAUUGAAAUAACAAUUUAA
This is a messenger RNA of Rotaria sp. Silwood2, 900 nucleotides long. Lineage: Eukaryota; Metazoa; Rotifera; Eurotatoria; Philodinida; Philodinidae. The record is from the annotation of a GenBank genome assembly.